Pseudomyrmex gracilis is the source of this 4793-nucleotide messenger RNA. Its product is annotated as PX domain-containing protein kinase-like protein. Gene Ontology annotation, molecular function: actin binding; protein kinase activity; phosphatidylinositol binding. Gene Ontology annotation, biological process: protein targeting to lysosome; protein phosphorylation; early endosome to late endosome transport. Lineage: Eukaryota; Metazoa; Arthropoda; Insecta; Hymenoptera; Formicidae. The transcript has 9 exons. The coding region runs from base 494 to 2263 and encodes 589 amino acids. The record is from RefSeq and is a predicted model, not a curated record. Gene Ontology annotation, cellular component: late endosome; early endosome; extrinsic component of endosome membrane.
CCAUGGUCAAACGGAUGUCACCCGCGGAAAAGUGAUUACACAUUCUCUUAUGGGCCUGAUGGCCGCUCUCAGGUUUCUCUCUGGUCAUAGUUUCGGAUGAAAAGUGUUAAGUGCGCGAAUGUCGAAAGAGUAGUACAAUUUCCCUAGGAUUCCACCUGUCCGCGACGGUGUGACGUCACAGUACUGACAAGCUCAUCCCGUGAGUACUGUCAGAUCUUGCAGAGAGAUUGAUAAAACGUUUUUCAAGCCUUUCUGUUUGAAGUGAUUAGAAAUUAUCGCGCUGUUUCCUCUUCUUCCUUCUUCUCUUAUGCCCUGCUGUUGUGCGUCCCGAGUCGCUGACGUUGACAACAUUCCGCGAUAAGUGCCGCAGUGUGCGUCCGUCGAUGUUGAAAUGAAGCAGAAGCGCGUCAUGUAUGGCGACGCGCGGAAGCUGUUUGAGAGACAUUCGCUGUCGGCCCUAUACGGGCCUUGCCUCGCGUUGGACUAAUGAUCAAUGGCUUUAUUCGAGAAGAGAUAUACGAAUAAAGUGCUGUUGGAUGAUACGGAGCAGCUGACCAGUGUCAUCGAAAAUGCAAGAACUAUCGACGGACAUACGGAAUAUAUAAUCAAAGUACAAAGAGGUCCUCUUCCUGAAAGAUCUUGGAGAGUCAGCAGACGUUACAAUGACUUUGUACAGCUUAAUGCAGCUUUAUCUAUAUCUGGCUUUGACCUGCCAUUACCACCUAAAAGAAUUAUUGGUAAUAUGGAGCCAGACUUUAUAGCUCAACGACAAAUAGCACUGCAGAAUUAUCUAAAUAUAGUACUAAUGAAUCCUAUACUGGCGUCUUCGCUUCCUGCAAAAAAAUUUUUUGACCCUGAAAAUUAUAAAGCACCGUUACAUGAAAUUGCAUUGCAGCAAGUGUCAUUGGCAUUGCGGAGUGAUGCUAAUUUCGAAGUAUGUAAGCCUAUCCCUGAUAUGGGAUGGCGACUGAGGAAACAUUAUUAUACGGUGAAAAAUCGACAGAAUCCCAAACAAGAACUCUUGCUCGCUUGGGUCGAUUUCGGUCCUGACAAACAUUUACAAGAUAAGGAUAUACAAGGCAUUUUCAAAACUUUAGGAUCCUUACGACACAGUUACAUCGAACCGAUAGUGCAUCAGCAUGUUACGGACAAUGGAGCUUUAAUGAUCAGAAAUUUCUAUCCAAUGGGCACAUUGCGUGAUAUCUUGUGCAUUACUAAGCCUAAGCAGCCAUUUAUCAAGAAGUAUGGAAAUCCGAAACAAACAAAAUCACUUACCACACAGGAAAUUGCUACGUAUGGUUAUCAGAUAUUAGAAGCUCUGGGAUUUCUUCAUGAAAAGGGAUUACCUUACGGACAUUUGCAUACCGGCAAUAUCUUUUUAACACCAAAAUGCGCUAAAUUGUUGGAUAUAGAAAAUGGACUCCUAGGAUUGCCAGCAUUUUAUCGGCCUUACGUAGUGCAAAGACGCAAACUACAUGCUACGACUCAAGUUGAUGUGUAUUCGUUUGGACAUGUUCUUUACGAAAUGACGUUUGGACGUCCGCUCUUAGAAGCAACAUGCUCCGAUCUACCGCAUUGCGAAACAAAUUUGAAAAAUUUAUUAGAGAUUAUCUUAUCACCGGAAGCUUUGAAACAAGAUCUACCAACGGUGGCUCGAUUGUUGGAACAUCCGUUUUUCGAAUCAGCGAGGCAUGCCGCUGCCUCGUUAGCGGCCACCGUGGAAAAGCCGUAUUUUAAAUUGAGUAGCCAUCUGAAAGAAGCCUUGCAAGAAGCUGUGAAUAAGGCAGAACAACGACUUCGCGACGAACAAAAAGUUGUCCGACAUCAGAAGAGGCUCGUUAAGGUUCAAGAAAUGAUGAGUUCCGAGGAAGAGAUGAAAAAGCGGAAGCACAAACUUAAAAAAGAACAAAAAUUGGCUCAAGAACAACGUUCUGCGUUGCAAUUGGGUGCGAACGGAGCGAAGCAAAUAAACGGUAAGAGUCCAGAACGUUCGGAUAGUCCAACCAGUACUUCCACAGCUACCAGCGUUGGAACGUUGACUCCUCCGUCGCUUCGCUCAGUGGACAUUCCGCAAGGAAAUGCAGUUCCUGGCAAAGGUGCUCCGCCGCCACCACCACCUUUGUUGUCACCACCGCCUGAAGCAUCUGGUGGCAGUGCAACAAAUAAUGUACCAAAAUCAUCGAGUGACCGUGCUGCUCUACUUGGAAGUAUUUGCAAUUUCGACAAGACUAGAUUGCGAAGGAUCACAAACGGACAUCGUUAGAUCUGCCGUCCAGGAACAAGCCUAAACUGUAGAACAACCAAUCAAAAAUAAUGCUUUGAAAACUUUUACGAAUUGUCUUUUACAUCGCAUUCUUCCAAUAUGUACAUAUAUAUAUAUAUAUAUAUAAAUAUAUUAGACUAUUUAAAUUACAACUCUCUGUCGGAUAAAAUAUAGUAAAUAGAGAUGUAUAAUUGUAUAUUAUCUAAUUUACAGAAAAUGUAUAGUAAUUAUUACUCUGGGAGCAAUUUAAAUCAUUUUUAGAUUUAUUUUAUUUGAUAUUACGACUGAUCGAGACUACGAGCCAAGAACAUAAUCGUGUGUGAUUAUUUAACAAAACAAAAACAAAGUGGAAUUCUCUAGUCCAACAUAUCUCCCUUUUAUACAACACAAUAGCGAUAUAGAAUUUUGUAUUGCAAUUUGUUUAAAGCGGGCCAAGUUUCGCGAUCGAUUCUUAUAUUGACUCAUUAUUGACUUGUUUUUUUCUUUUUGUAUAAUGUGUAUAUACAUGUAUUAAAUUUGUUUAUACAUACAAAAAAAAACAAAGAAAAAGGCAGUGAUACAACGAGGUGAUAGCAACUACAGCGCGUAUUUACAUAAAUUUUUUCCCGUUACAUACUUAUCGAAUAUUUUGUCUAUAUUCAAAGUUUAUGUGAUAAAUAUACAUUAUAUAUAUAUAUAUGUAUAUACAUAUAUAUAAUUACUAUAUAUAUAUACAUAUAAUGUAUAUAUAUAAAAUAUACAUAUACAUAGUUCUCGUUUGAUACAAUGCGAGGAUCGCAUGCUGCUUUUGUACUGCUUGUAAAAUCGGAAUGUCCAAGUUUUGUGAAUUAAAAAAAAAUUGUGCCAAGAGAUUUGCGAUCUUCGUAUUGAUAAAUAAUUAUAUAUAUGAUGCCAGAGCAUAUUAGGUCAUAGUGUAAACUAUUUCUAUAUAUAUAUAUCGAGAACAGUCAUGUAUGUGUCCUGUAUAAUCCAUUUGUUCGUGUAACCGAAAUUGUAAUAUAUAUAAUCACAUCUUUUAAUAUACUUACAUAUAUCGCUGUCUUCAAAGAUAUAUGUGACAAAAAUAGUGUAAAAUAUUGAGUCAUUGAAUAUGGUCUCUGGCGCGGAUAUAAUGAUAAUAACAAAACGUAUACACUCUGAAAAAACAAACAAACAAAUAGAAUAAAAUAUUCAUCUUUACCCUUUGUGGCCUACUGUUUCCAAAAAGUUGUUUGCACGAUCAGUCAAAAGAACAUCAGUAGAGUAAAAAAAUAUAUCAGUAGAGUAUCUAUUAUAAAACUUUUGGAGCGACUCCGAUUAUUAUUUUUUUCUUUUUUUCAAAAGAAAAAGAAAACAUCACAAAAAUCGGAAUUGAUUCUGAAAAAUAAAUAAAUAGCAACUAUCCCGAAUCUGAACCAGAAAGAAUUCUUUGUUUGUGUAUAUGUUACAUUAAAAGCAUGAAGUAACUAAUAAAAAUGUGUGAAAGCUUUUAAUCUGUAACAUAUUGCGAUAAAAUCUUCAGGAACAAAUGACAACUUCUAAAAGAGUCUUUUGUAUAACUGACAUGAUUUUUGUGUUACUUUAGAGAUUUAUCAUAUGCCUUGAAUACAUAUUUGUGAGCAGAUAGUGUGUAUAAAUAUAUAAUAGCAGAAAUUUAUAUUAGAAAUCUUAUGUAUUUGUAAGGAAGGGAACAAAUUUUACGUUUACUGAUAAGAGAGAGAUGUUGAAAACAAACAAAAUUUUUAAUUUUAUUUCAGACGAGAGAGACGAUAUUUUAAUACUUGAUAUAUUCAACAAGUAUGAUACAUAUAAAUUUAUAUAUCACGUUUGAAUAGUUUCAAAAUUUUGAUAGCAGUCAUGUAUGUGUAUAGUAUAAAAGUAUCUGUAUCCAACAUUGUGUACAUAUGCACACGCGAGGAAACGUACGUGGAUAUGCGAUUGUCAUGAUAACAGCUGUUGUAACAUUAGAUAUGUACUGCAAUAAAUAUUCCAACGGUAAUCAUUUAUUGUUAUCGUUCAUCGAAUGAAUAUCUUUCGUGAACUAUUGAAAUAUCAAAAUCAUUUCCUGUCCAUACUUCAGUCUCACGUUUGUCAAUAAUUUUUCAACUUUACUACUAUUACAAAAUGUGAAUCUUUCGAAACACGAAAAACACGCGCUAUAUAAUAUUCUUAAUUACGAGCAGAAACGCGCUUAAUUAUUCGUGAUUCUCGAUAAAACAAGAUUGUUAAUUGGCACAGUUCUUGAAACGCUGAGCAUACAAUUAAUUAUGGCCACGUGUGCUACACUCGCGUCCUUUAAUAAUAAUAUAACUAACUUUUAUUUGAAAAUAAAAUAUAGAUGAGGUACUGUCACACAGCUUUUAUAGUUACAUUAUCAAACUUCGGUUGUAUUACGUAAUUUUCGCUUACUAUAAAAAACUUAUUGACAAUCAUCAUAAAACCGCAAUAAUUACGAUUGUUCAUGUUAUGUACACACACAUAUAUAUACAGGGUGUUCUAGAAUUGCCGUACAAUCUCUCGUAGGCAGGUAGGAGGAGUAAAACGGAAUCGA